AUGGAGAUUGCGAUAGCUAAACGAGAACUCCGUAAGCUUGUUAAAAAAAAGCUUCUCUCCCUAUCCAACAGUGAAUUGAGAAGCCAAUCAUUAUCUAUAUGCGAAGCAUUGAGUAAUAUCCCAGAAUUUCAAAAUGCAAGAUCGGUUGCAUUGUACAUGAGUAUGCCUAAAAUGGAAGCACGAACACUUCCAAUUAUCGAAAAAUGCUUCAAGAGAAACAAAAAGCUCUACUUACCGAGGUGUUUGUACCAUGCCGCCGAUGGAAGGAUGAGCAAUCACUUGCAAAUGUUAGAAAUACCUUCAUUUGAAGAAAUUUCACAAUUGCAACCACAAGGGAAAUACAAUCUUUUGGAACCAACUACUGGGAAUGAUCUAUUGGAAUCUAAAGAUGGAUUGGAUGUUAUUAUAGUGCCGGGGGUUGCUUUCACUACUGAUAAAAAACGGCUUGGUCAUGGAGCGGGCUUUUAUGAUGAAUUUCUUAGUACGUAUCAAACAAAGUUUGGAAAACCACCUUACAUUAUUGGUAUAGGGCUAACCCAACAACUAGUUGACCACAUACCCACAGAAGCUCACGAUUGGAGCCUAGACUGCAUUGUACUUGGAGAAGAUGUUUACAAGUAA
Dujonia railenensis is the source of this 621-nucleotide messenger RNA. NCBI's taxonomy places the organism in Eukaryota, Fungi, Ascomycota, Pichiomycetes, Serinales, Debaryomycetaceae. The record is from the annotation of a GenBank genome assembly.